GGGAAUCCCUGACGACAUCGGACAUGUUGCAACGUGGGAAAACACCUGCGGUGGCGUCGAGGCCGGGAAGUGGAACCUCAACAUCAACAUCAUCUACAUUGUCCAACUUUCCCAUGUUGACCAAGAACGCGGAACUAGUAGAUAAUGUAGUUAGUGGUGCAACUAUGAAGAGCACUGCCAAUAUCCUUUCUCAACACUGCUCUGAGUUACUACACUUGCAACCGCAACAAAAGAAAGUGGUGAUAAAGACGUCAAUUCCACCGAGUAACAGCAAGAAUGACCACGACAAAGCAAUAAAAACGGGUGAAGGUGACGACAGCACUGACGCAGAUGGGUGGACCACGGUGGCCGCGAAGCCACGAGGCGGUGCA
This is a messenger RNA of Amoebophrya sp. A25, 371 nucleotides long. Lineage: Eukaryota; Dinophyceae; Syndiniales; Amoebophryaceae. The record is from the annotation of a GenBank genome assembly.